Molecule: messenger RNA, 2535 nt
Organism: Entamoeba dispar SAW760
Lineage: Eukaryota; Evosea; Mastigamoebida; Endamoebidae
Product: nuclease sbcCD subunit C, putative
Exons: 1
Coding region: 1-2535 (844 amino acids)
Source: RefSeq, a predicted model, not a curated record
AUGGCAGUAUUAACAGAACUUAUUAACAAUUCUUGUAAAAAAUUAGAAAGUGAAAGUUAUGAAGAUAAUUUAGAACAGUUAAAGUCUAGGUUAUACUCAAAACUUUCAGGUGAAUUUCCAUUUAAUAGAUCUAUUGAGCACAACAUCAAAUUAAGAAAAGCAUUUGAUAAACUUUAUAAAAAUACUAUUUCUCAAGAAAUACAAAGUACAAGCAUUGAGCUAAAUCAAAAAGAAUAUCAAAUAUUAAAAGAAAAAUAUAACAAUGUUAUUAAACAAAUGAAUCAAUAUAAAUUUGAUAUUAUUGAAAUUAGAAAUAUUAUUGAAGGUAACGAUAAAUCUACUACUUCUUUCAAUCAACUUAAUAAUAGUUGUGAAACAUUUUAUGAUUUAAAACAGGAUAUUCAAAAAAUUAAAGAAUUUUGUAUUCAGUUCACUACAUUAGAAAGACAAGAAUCAUUUGAAACACCAUUAAUUUCUACUCCACCACUAAAUAUUCCUCAAGACAGAAGAAGUUAUAUUCCUGAUGAAGAAGAAAUAAAAGAACUUGAAGGGUAUGAUCCAAACAUCACAGUUGAUGAAGCCAAGAGAAGAAAUUUACUUAAAGAUGUUAAAGAAAUUAAAGCUGCUUUAGAAGCUAGUUUAGUCUCAAAUCAAAUGAUUCAAAAUAAAAUUGCACAAGAACAAAAAGAAAUUAGAAUACGUAAUGGAAUCAAAGAAGAUAAAAAAACUUCUGAAGAUGAAGAAUUAGAAAAAGACAUUUCUCAAAUGGAGAAAGAGUUAGAAAGUAAUGGUCAAUAUAUUCAGAAAGAAAUUGAUAAUCAAACACUUAUUAGAACUGACAUUAGUAUUGUAGAAACAUGGGAUUUUAGUCAACUUCAUGAAUAUCAAAAUUCACUAGUUCAAGAAUAUUCUAGGUCUUGUAUUCGACAUAAUUUCUUAUAUGGUAAAGAAAGAUUAAUGGCAUCUAUACUUGAAGGUAAAAGUAAGAGUGAAGAAUGGAAGAAAAGUAUUGAGUUGGUUAUUAAAAAUGCUGAUUAUCACUACCUAGUAAAUGAGAUGAAUGAGAUUAGAAAAAGUAGAGAAGGUAUUAUUGAAAAAAGAGAAAGUGUCAAAAUGCAAGAACGGGCAUAUGAAAGAAAGAAAGCUAUUUCAAGUGGAAGACGAAGUGUUAGUAAUAUUCAAGAAGAAGCAUGUGACGAUAUUAAGAGGCAGGUUGAAGAGAAAAGAAGAGAAGUUGAAAAUAUGUUAGAUAAGUAUGAUGAAAAAUUAAGUUCAAUAAAGAAAAGAGAAAGAGAGUUAGUGGAUAAUGCUGCUGAUGAGAAUGAAGUUCAUAACGUUAGUCAACUUCAAAAUAAAAAGAAAGAAAGGUUCACAUUAUAUAGACAAGACCAAAAGAAGAGUAUUCAAGAUAUGAAACUUGGAGAAUUAAGAAGUGAAUAUGAAAGACUUGAGAUAAUGAAAAAUGAAAUUAUUAGAAAAGAAAAAGUUAUGGAAGAAUAUGAAAAAGAAUUAACCAACGCUGAAAAAUGGAGAGAUAAACAUCAAGAAGAAAUUCUUAAGAAUAGGAUUGAAAAAAGAAUUGAUGAAGAAGAAAAUAAAAUUCAAAAUGAAAGAAAAAAAGCAGAAGAGAGAAUCCAAAAUGGUGAAGAAGAUACAGAACAAUAUAAAGGAGAUAUUGAACUAUUAACUACUCAAUGUAAUAAUGAAAAACAAAAAAAAGAUGAGCUUUUACAAGAGACUAUUGAUUUAUGGAAGAAAUUAAGAGAACGAGCAGGAAUUACUAGAGACGAACACGACCAACAAACACAAAAAGAUUACGAAGAAAGUGUGAAAAGAGUCCAAGAAUUAAAAAAUAGUAUUGGAAGGGAAUUAACUUUAAAAGAACAAUGGUACAAAGCUAAAUAUGACUAUAUAAAUAUUCCUAUUAGUAUAUCAAGAAUUAUGGGAUAUAAAGAACGAUGGGAAAAUGAAUACAAUAACAAAUUAGAUGGCACAGGAUUAUUUGUUAAUGUAGAAAAUGUUGAAAAAUAUAAUGAAUCUGUUAAUGAAGAGAAAUUUUAUGAGUCUGUUAAGAAUGGAACUGUUGAAGAAUUAAUGAAUAAGAUAGUUGAAGUUCCUGAUAAAGAAACAAGUGAAGAAGAAUAUAUUGAAUCAGAAGAUGAAGAUUUAGAAAAUGAAGAAGAAAAAUUAGAAAACGAAAAAGGUGAUAUAACAACAAAACAAAUGAAACACUUUAAACCAUUUGAUGAAGAUGAUGUUCAACCUUAUGAAAAGAAACCAUUUACACCAAUUGAUGUUCCUGUUCUUUCUCAACAACCAAGUACUCUUGGAGAAGAAAUAGAAAGUACAAGCCAAUGGUUCCAAGCUGAUCCAGAUGAUGUAUUUGCAAAGAAUAAAGAAGAAUUUGUUCAACAAAUGGUAUCUGUUAGAGAUCAAUUGAAUGGCUUAAUUAUUGAAUGUAUUGGAUUGAUGGGAAUGCAUACUGUUGAUGAUAUAAAUGAAGAACCAGAAUCAACUAACAACAACAACCAUUAA